Dichomitus squalens LYAD-421 SS1 is the source of this 1504-nucleotide messenger RNA. RefSeq lists its product as uncharacterized. NCBI's taxonomy places the organism in Eukaryota, Fungi, Basidiomycota, Agaricomycetes, Polyporales, Polyporaceae. The coding region runs from base 343 to 1368 and encodes 341 amino acids. The record is from RefSeq and is a predicted model, not a curated record. The transcript has 3 exons.
CUGUGGUUCAUCAGAGACUUAAUUCUACGGAUCGCUCCACAGGCUUACAGCAAGCCGGAACUAGGGUGCUCGCACCAGCCGCGUACCAGAGUUCAGACACGGCCGCGUUCAUCAAAUCAGCAUUCCUCCCGCAACAUAUACGCAGUCUAUCUGGGACCGACCGCUGACGACACUGCAUGUGUGCAUAUAGGCUCUUCUGUGUUUCAGAGUCUCCUGCAAGCUCAUAUGGUUCAUCGAAGUAGCUGUGACGUUAGAUUCAACGUUUGAGGCGCUCCCACGGCCUUCUCUUUCGUUGCAAGAUCCUUCCUCUCGUAUCGUGCCCGUCGGAUCUCCCUUGCCACUAUGGACUCAACAACUCCCUUGUCCAACCUUCCACCCGAGCUUAUCAUCAGCAUCUUCGAGAUUGCAUCGUGCGAUCAUCAGCAAGCAGCACUGUCUAUCUCUCGUGUGUCCACUUGGGCCCGCAAGAUCGCACUUCCUCACCUAUUCUCCACUGUUAUCUACCGGUCCAGGCCAGCCUUUGCCCAUGGUAUGUCUUCCGGCGCCAGAGAUCCUCGGACCGCGCGACCAUCGCAUUCUCAGUGUUGGGGUCCAUUGGUGCGCAACCUUUGGUUGGAGAGCUCAGGUAUCUCCAAUGCGUCAAACGAAGAGGCGCUUAUCCGCGCCUGCGAGAAUGUGGAGAACCUGGCGCUGAUGUCGCAGUCCCUUCCUGUGCUCGCCGCGUCCAUCCAGGCCGAAAACGCUGCUCGUCGUGGCGCGAACAGCAAGGGUUCGUUAUCCUCGUCAGAUCCCUCUCAUUGCCGCCUGCGGUCAAUCACACUUAUCACACAUACUUUCCGAUUCGUCUGGGACUCCCUCGUUGGCCUGCAAGUACAGGAUGGUUCGCAGCUUUUGAACAACAUCACACAUCUCCACAUCCUCGACCUGACCAUCUCAUCAUUCACGCCGCACAACCUCCUGCCCAACCUCACGCACCUGGCGCUGCCGUACCUGGACCUGGGAAUCGACUUCAAACAGGACGCGCUUCGUUUAUCACCCGGCGCGUUGGGGCAUCGGGCAUUGCAGAUGAUUGUCUUGACGGUGGCUGAGGAAAAGUGGCUCAACAAUCCCUGGUACCACAUCGCAAGGUACCCGGGGCAGACCCCUUCACCUAAGCCUAUGUUCCGGCUCCUUGUCCGAUGGGCUCGGGAGAAGGAUGAGCGUAUACACGUGGUCCUGUCUCCCCAGAUUGGAGACGACCCUUGUAAGGAGUGGGUGAAGGCGGCGCGUGGCGGACAAUCUCUUUGGGAGGUUGCAGCUAAGACUCGAGCAGACGACUCGCACGGCCUAGGCUUGCCAGACGCUUUUCCCAAAAAUAGGUGGCGUUGACGACUAAGAUAUAAGUCAGACUUGGCAUAUAUAUACAGACUAUCGUUGUUCGUUUCUUGCAUUUGUCCUUGAAUGUAUCCAAACCUCCAAGCGACGUCUGAAUUCCUAGCUACAGUGUUCUAUAUCGGCGUUCCGC